This is a messenger RNA of Apus apus (common swift), 3095 nucleotides long. RefSeq names its product Cbl proto-oncogene like 1 (gene CBLL1). Bases 705 to 2045 code for a protein of 446 amino acids. The transcript is spliced from 6 exons. Lineage: Eukaryota; Metazoa; Chordata; Aves; Apodiformes; Apodidae. Gene Ontology annotation, biological process: protein ubiquitination; regulation of cell adhesion. Gene Ontology annotation, molecular function: ubiquitin protein ligase activity. The record is from RefSeq and is a predicted model, not a curated record.
GGGACAGGCCGGGAGGCCCCGGCGUGCCCGCCCCGCCCGCGUCCCCGCCGCGCUGCCCGGCGGGGCGAGCCCGCGCUCGGGGCGCCGGGGGGUGCCGGGGCAGCGGCGGGGCGCGGCCCGGCGCUCGGUAACGCCGGCGGGGCCCGGGGCAGCCGCGGGUCUCGGCGGCCCGCGCGGCGCGGCCUGGUCUGGCCCCUGCCCCCGGCGCCGCGCUCCCCGCUCCCCGCCCUCGCCCCCGGCGCGGCGGCGGCGGCCCCGCUCCCCGCAGGCCUGAGGAGGGGCCGCUCCGCACCGGAUCGCGCUCCCCCCGAGCGCGGCGGGCGGUGCUGCCGGAGGCCGCGCUGGAUCCCGGUGCGCCCGCAGCCCGGAGCCCGCAGCCCGCAGCCCGGAGCCCGCAGCCCGGAGCCGGGCGGUGCCGCGUCCCGGAGCUGGCGCCGACGGGCUGUGGGAGCGCGGCGCUUCCCGGGAUCCGUGCCGAUCGCGUGUUUCCUGGUUCUGUGGUUGUGUUCGGGAGAGGAGACUUUGUCGUGCUUUGUAGCUUUGGUGCUUCGCUGGUUGCUGUGCUGGCCUAGCCUGACAAUGAUUUGCAAGGAACAAAUAGUUCAGGAUCAUUGGGUGGUCUUGACGUUCGUAGAAGAAUCCCUAUAAAGCUCAUCUCAAAACAGACCAAUAAAGCCAAACCUGCACCUCGAGCUCCAAGGAGUAUGAACAGGAUGCCUUCAAAGACACAAGCUGGUGAUGAAGAAGAGUUUGAUUAUAACGAGGAGGAGCGAUAUGAGUGCAAAGGAGGUGAAAUGUUUGGCAACCAAAGGAGAUUCCCUGGACCCAUCUUUUGGGACUAUAAGAUAAACUUGCUGGGGGAGAAGGAUGAUACACCAGUCCACUUCUGUGAUAAAUGUGGAUUACCCAUCAAAAUGUAUGGACGCAUGAUACCUUGCAAGCAUGUUUUCUGCUAUGACUGUGCUAUACUACAUGAGAAAAAGGGAGACAAAAUGUGUCCAGGCUGUAAUGAACCUGUGCAGCGCAUUGAGCAGUGUGUCCGAGGGUCUCUCUUCAUGUGUAGCAUUGUUCAAGGGUGCAAGAGAACUUAUCUGUCACAGAGAGACUUACAAGCUCACAUCAACCACCGUCACAUGAGAGCUGGAAAGCCUGUUACUCGUCCUCCGAUCGAACCUGUGCAUCCUCCCAUUGCCCCACCGCCUGCCGAAAUUCCUGAGCGCUUCAUCAUGCCACCUGAGAAACAUCAUAUGAGCCACAUUCCGCCAAAGCAGCACAUCAUGAUGCCACCACCUCCUUUGCAGCAUGUGCCACACGAGCAUUAUAACCAGCCACAUGAAGACAUCCGUGCCCCCCCUGCAGAGAUGGCCAUGGCUCCGCCGCCGCCUCGCCCGGUCAGUCAGGACACCUUCCGCAUUUCAACCAGAAAACACAGCAACUUAAUAACUGUCCCUAUUCAGGAUGAUUCAAAUUCAGGUGCUCGAGAACCACCUCCACCCGCACCUGCACCUGCUCAUCAUCAUCCUGAAUACCAGGGCCAGCCAGUGGUAUCGCACCCUCAUCAUAUUAUGCCUCCACAGCAACAUUAUGCACCACCCCCCCCACCACCUCCACCAAUAAGCCAUCCGCUGCAGCACCCUCCCCAGGCAGCAGGUACUCCUCACAUGGUGUAUAGCCAAGCUCCUCCACCACCAAUGACCUCUGCUCCUCCUCCAAUAACCCCGCCACCUGGACAUAUAAUUGCCCAGAUGCCACCAUAUAUGAAUCAUCCUCCUCCAGGACCUCCCCCUCCUCAGCACGGAGGGCCCCCUGUAAAUGUAAAUGCACCCCCUCCCCAUCACUAUAAUCCUAACUCUUUGCCACAGUUCAGUGAAGAUCAAGGAACUCUUAGUCCCCCGUUCACGCAGCCUGGGGGAAUGAGUCCAGGGAUAUGGCCAGCUCCAAGGGGGCCACCUCCACCUCCAAGGAUGCAAGGGCCUCCUGCUCAGGCCCCACUCCCUGGACCCCACCACCCUGAUCAAGCCAGAUACAGACCCUAUUACCAAUGAUAUGAGCAAUUAUAUGAAUAGAGAGUGCUAUGAAGAGGAUAAAACUAUAUACAACAGCCUUUUAAUUAAUUGUUUUGGGGUUGUUUUGUUGUGGGUUUUUUUUUUUAAUACUGUCGUUUUGACUGUGAGACAUUUUGGGGUUUGAAUCUUAAAUAAUUUUUAAGCCUUGGCUGUAGGACUCUUGACUUCAAAUAUUCUGUAGUGCUAAAAUAAGUGGCUUAGUAGACCACGGUUGCAUUUUAACAGAACUUCUAUCUCUAGUGUGGCUAAAUUGUCCUAAGAUGAACACUUGUAAUAUUAUUUCCUGGAGAAAAUGAACACGUGUUGUACCAUUCUGAAUAUUGUUUUUGUUAAAUCCAGUGUUUAGUUUCACUUGUGAUACGUUUUUGUUAACCUGUGUACAAUAAUUAAAUCAAAAUAUGGUUGUAAAAGUGGUGAGUUUUUAUAUGAAGUUAACACAGACCUGGUUGUGGGGAACCAUUUUUGGCACGAAUGCUUUCCAAAUGGGCAGAGUAAUGAAAUAUUAAGGGAACUUUAAUAUUUCUCCUACUAACAGUUACCAUUACUUAUUAAAAAUUCAGGCUAUGGUGAAUUCAUGGCACUAGAAAUCAGGCAUGCAGAAUACUCCAUUUCAGCUUUUUUUUUUUCUCCUUUAAAUGUAUGCAGCAAAAUACCUUUCGCAGAAACACAGCUUUGGGCAUGACAUGAAACCAGCUAAAAAUGUCUUGUGGGUUUAUUGUUUGGUUUUGUUACCGGUUGUUUGUUUUUCUUAAAGCUAGUUUUGGUUCAGAAGGCUCUGUUUACAUGUACGCUACUCACUGGGGUUGAAUUCAAGCUAUUGUGUUAACCUAUGCUUAUGUUUGUGUGGCAGUGGCUGUGAAUUGGCUUGCCAUGUUUGUGAGAAGCAGAUUAUUUUUGGUAGGGAAGUGGUGUUUGCCUCUGUCACUUUAUAUAAUAUGUACAGUAGGAAAACUUCCCAUUUGGAUAACCAAAAAAAUUGGUCUGAAAUCCCUCUGUAGAUAUAAAGAAAUAAAAAAGCUACACAUCCUU